Messenger RNA from Sodiomyces alkalinus F11, 1895 nucleotides. RefSeq names its product SOF1 protein. The record is from RefSeq and is a predicted model, not a curated record. Gene Ontology annotation, cellular component: nucleolus; small-subunit processome. Bases 198 to 1544 code for a protein of 448 amino acids. The transcript is spliced from 4 exons. Lineage: Eukaryota; Fungi; Ascomycota; Sordariomycetes; Glomerellales; Plectosphaerellaceae. Gene Ontology annotation, molecular function: protein binding. Gene Ontology annotation, biological process: maturation of SSU-rRNA from tricistronic rRNA transcript (SSU-rRNA, 5.8S rRNA, LSU-rRNA).
GGGGGACUUGGGACUUGGGAUGCUCGCCAAAGAACGAGCAAAAGACCCGACGAUCAAAUCGAAACAAAAAGAAACAAAAGAAAAAUUACUUUCGCACCCAUGACACCACGCAUGACCACGCACGCAUAGUUACAAAACGCUUCACACCACAUACCGACACUUGAAGAAGCAUGCCAUCUUGAGGUUGAGCUUUCACCAUGAAAAUCAAAGCUCUGAGCCGAUCGGUCGAGGAAUAUCAACCAGCAGGGACAGAUGUGGUCAAGUUGCCUCGCAAUCUAGAUUCGGCAGCACAUCCAUUUGAGCGCGCAAGAGAAUACACCAAGGCCCUCAAUGCGGUCAAGCUAGAGCGGAUGCACGCUGCGCCCUUUGUGGCGCAGUUGGGUGCCGGUCAUAUCGACGGAGUCUACAGCAUGGCGAAAGACCCCAACAGCCUACAGAGAUUCGCAUCGGCCAGCGGCGACGGAGCGAUCAAGGUAUUCGACCUCACGACGCGCGACGAGACCUGGCAGACCAAGAGCGCGCACGAGAACAUCGUGCGGAGCGUAUGCUGGACCAAGGACCAGCGGCUCCUCAGCGCGGCCUCGGACAAGACGGUCAAGCUCUGGGACCCCUACAACACGCCGAGCGAGGCGGCGCCGCUCUCCUCGUGGCUCGGCAGCAGCGGCUUCACCAGCCUGUCGACGCACCGCUCCAAGAACGUGUUCGCGGCCUCGUCGUCGUCGAGCUCCAUUGCCGUCUACGACUUGGAGCGCCACAACGCGGCGCCCGAGGUGCUGGCUUGGCCCCACGCCGUGGAUACCAUCAACGCUGUGGCGUUCAACCAGGUCGAGACGUCGGUCUUGGCCGGGUGCGGGUUGGAUAGGUCGAUCAUUCUGUUCGAUCUGAGGACGUCGAUGCCGUUGGCCAAGACCACGUUGAGCUUUACCUGUAACGCCAUUUCGUGGAAUCCUAUGGAGGCGUUUAACUUUGCUGUGGGCAGCGAAGACCACAACAUUUAUAUCUUCGACAUGAGAAAAUUGGGCAGGUCACUGAACAUUCUAAAAGACCACGUGGCAGCGGUCAUGUCGGUCGAGUUCAGCCCGACAGGCGAAGAACUCGUGUCCGGGUCGUACGACCGCACGAUCCGGCUCUGGAACCGCGACAAGGGCCACUCGCGCGACAUCUACCACACGAAGCGGAUGCAGAGGGUGUUCAGCACCAUGUUCACCCCCGACUCCAAGUACGUGCUCUCCGGGUCGGACGACGGCAACGUGCGGCUGUGGCGGACGAACGCGUCGGAGCGGGCCGGGAUCAAGACGGCGCGCCACCGCCAGGCGCUGGAGUACAACGACGCGCUGGUGGAGAGGUUCGGCCACAUGCCCGAGGUGCGGCGCAUCAAGAGGCACAGGCACGUGCCCCAGGUCGUGAAGAAGGCCGGCGAGAUUAAGAAGGAGGAGCUCAAGGCGAUUAAGAGGAGGGAGGAGAACGAGAGGAAACACUCGAGGAAGAAGUUUGAGAAGAGGCGGAGUGAGCGCGAGAAGAUGAUAUUGGGGAGUCAAAAGUGAAGAGAAGACGAAAAAAAAAAUGAGAGACAUGAAGGGCAGUCAAGGCGUUCAGGUUCAAUCUUGGGUUCGGGUCAGGGUUCAUAUUCACUUGUUAUUCUCUCCCUCUUCUUCUUUUCUCUCGGCCUGAGACUUAUCCGCUGCAUUUCCUCGGCGUUGGCACCUUGGGACAAUAGGAAGAGGAACAAUGGUCUGCGCACAUAUAACCUGUAUAUGGCUGAUGAUCCUCAUGCACCCAUGGUAUAAAAUGACCUUCUUCGCACCAUAUUACCACGUGUCUUGCUGAGUGAGCUCUGGGCACUCUUAUGACGGGUUCGUGAGAGAAUAAGAGUAACCAGGUGCGUGGAUAGACCG